Messenger RNA from Vigna unguiculata (cowpea), 2359 nucleotides. Its product is annotated as metal transporter Nramp2-like. Gene Ontology annotation, molecular function: manganese ion transmembrane transporter activity; cadmium ion transmembrane transporter activity. Lineage: Eukaryota; Viridiplantae; Streptophyta; Magnoliopsida; Fabales; Fabaceae. The record is from RefSeq and is a predicted model, not a curated record. Gene Ontology annotation, cellular component: trans-Golgi network; membrane. Gene Ontology annotation, biological process: manganese ion transport; iron ion transmembrane transport.
GACGCGAAGAUGCAAGAAGAAACGACGAAAAUAAACCCUGCAAUUGUGACGUGUCGCUACGAUGUUAGCUUAAUCCGAACGAUUGCAUCUAGGAUCGGAGUAGAGAGUAACUAGCCGCGGGACACAUUGCUAGGCCAGACGGUAGAUAGAUCCGUAUAAAUAGGUGCGUCGAGUAUGCACACGUAGCAGGUAGCAGGCCACCGCGAACUGGCUUCCUCCGUCGCCCGCGCACGCCGGAAAGUUUGAUCAGAAAAUGAGUGCUCCGUCGCGAGAAGAUGGGUCGAAAGAAGAGGAGAAGGACGAGGAGGCGAACCGGCUUCUAGAGGAAGCAGGAGCGGUAUCGUCAUCAUCGGAAGAAGAUGUGGCAUACGAAGCGGGGGAGAAGAUCCUGGUGGCGGAUUUCGAGUUUGACACAGUGGACGAUGCGACUGUUCCUCCUUUCUCAUGGAAGAAGCUGUGGCUCUUCACUGGGCCUGGGUUCUUGAUGAGCAUAGCUUUUUUGGAUCCGGGGAAUCUCGAGGGGGAUCUCCAGUCUGGGGCCAUCGCGGGCUACUCGCUCCUCUGGCUCUUGAUGUGGGCCACCGUCAUGGGCCUCUUGAUCCAGCUUCUGUCCGCCAGGGUCGGGGUCGCCACGGGCCGCCACCUCGCCGAGCUCUGCAGGGAUGAGUAUCCCCAUUGGGCCCGUCUUGUGCUCUGGUUCAUGGCCGAGCUGGCCCUGAUUGGCGCCGACAUUCAAGAGGUCAUUGGAAGUGCCAUCGCCAUCCAAAUUCUUAGCCGAGGCGUCCUCCCUCUCUGGGUUGGAGUUCUAAUCACUGCUUCCGACUGCUUUUUCUUUCUAUUUCUCGAGAACUAUGGAGUGAGGAAGUUGGAAGCUGCUUUUGCAGUUCUCAUUUCUGUUAUGGGUCUUUCUUUUGCCUGGAUGUUUGCUGAUGCAAGACCUAAUAGAGAAGAGCUUUUAAUGGGUAUUUUGGUUCCGAGACUAAGCUCAAAAACAAUUCGUCAAGCUGUGGGUGUUGUGGGUUGUGUCAUCAUGCCUCACAAUGUAUUCCUGCAUUCUGCUUUGGUUCAAUCAAGGAAGGUUGAUCCUAAUAAGAAAGGUCGGGUACAGGAGGCUCUCAACUACUAUUCAAUCGAGUCAUCAGCUGCACUUUCAGUCUCCUUCAUGAUCAAUCUAUUUGUCACAACAGUUUUUGCUAAAGGUUUUUAUGGAACAAAGCAGGCAAAAAACAUAGGACUGGUCAAUGCAGGGCAAUAUCUUGAAGAAAAGUAUGGAGGAGGAGUUUUCCCUAUUCUUUAUAUAUGGGGAAUUGGGUUAUUGGCAGCUGGCCAGAGCAGCACCAUCACUGGCACAUACGCUGGCCAAUUCAUAAUGGGGGGUUUCCUCAACCUUCGUUUAAAGAAAUGGAUGAGAGCAUUGAUCACUCGAAGUUUUGCAAUUGUGCCAACUAUAAUUGUAGCUAUAGUUUUUAAUAGAUCAGAAGCCUCUUUGGACAUUUUGAAUGAAUGGCUCAAUGUGCUUCAGUCCAUGCAAAUUCCCUUUGCUUUGAUUCCCCUCCUCACAUUGGUCUCCAAAGAGCAGCUCAUGGGAACCUUUAGAGUUGGACCUGUUCUUGAGAGAGUAGCAUGGACUGUUGCUGGACUGAUAAUAGUGAUUAAUGGGUAUCUAUUGUUAGAUUUCUUCAUUUCUGAGGUGAAUGGCGUCAUGCUUGGUCUUUUAGCCUGCUCCUGCACGACAGCCUAUAUUGCGUUCAUAGUAUAUUUGGUUUCUCAGAGCGGUAUUCUUCCUUCUGCAUGGGUUAAUCGUCUUCCCAAGGGAUUUUCUUCAACUGGGAAUUAACUCAACCAAAUUCAGACUUUGAUGAAAAAUCUGGAAAUAGUACAGCAAACUUCUGCUAGACAAUUUUGCAUGAGUUUUGCUUCAUACACCAUAGAGAUUAUAGAGUUUCUCUAACUAUGAAACCUGAAUUAAAGUGAAUACAAGGUCAGGUAGGGAAAAACACUUAGUUUUAACUGCACUUCAAUUUUGCAAUAGCCUUACAAAGUGUACCUUCCAUGUGUAUGAAAAUGGAUAUACCUUUCGGAUGGAAGACGAGGAGAGAGCAUGAUUACAACUUGCAGGAUAGAUUAUCGAUUUACCGCUCAACAUACCUACCAUUAUUCUUUUUCUAACAAGUUGUGAAUUGCUCCAUUAUUCUUUGAUGUAUACAGUUUGUAUGUAACUUGGAACUGGUACAUGUUCCUUUCAUGAAGGAACACGGAGUACAUUCUACCUGCUGAGAGCACAAAGGUAUUAAAACAGCAGACAUAAGUUGUAGGGAGUACUCAAUAGUAAAAUCUGGACUACAUUUAUUUUCUAUUA